Messenger RNA from Echinostoma caproni, 2346 nucleotides. The record is from the annotation of a GenBank genome assembly. Lineage: Eukaryota; Metazoa; Platyhelminthes; Trematoda; Plagiorchiida; Echinostomatidae.
AUGGGUUAUGGCAUCCUUCAAUGCUUGGAUCAUUUGCUCGUUAUCUACACAUUUCUGCCAAUCCGAUGCGCUCUGACUGCUUUAAAAUUGAUCUUCUACUGUGCAAGAAAAUUGCUUCUUUUUCCUGUUCAAUCUUUUCCCGGUACCCCUCUUCCCUCAGGUUAUCCCGAAGAUCGCCUGAUCUACAGUCACGAGAUUCGUGAUUGGAUCCGUUUUUCCCUACUCCUCAUAUGUACGGUCACUUUGGUCAAGAUUGACACGUCUGUCGUGUACCACGAGAUCCGAACCCAAUCGGUCGUGAAAAUCUACAUUUUUUUCAAUUUACUUGAGGUGGCAGAUCGGCUACUGUCCGCGGUAUGUCAGGAUGCACUGGACGAUCUACUGCACACGGCCAGUCGGCUUCGCCAGAUGUCUAUGUGUUCCUCUACCAUUAAAAUGGUAUCCGAUCCCACUAGUCAGAUGACCGAAGGUGCAGUGGUGCUUUUGCGUGACUUGAUUCUGCAGUAUUGUUUCGCUCUGAUCUGCUUGUUUGCACACUGUUUCCUUCUGCUCUGUCAAGUGACCACUCUAAAUGUGGCUUUCAAUUCACAAAAUAAAUCUCUCGUCACCGUCUUCAUAUCGAAUAACUUCGUUGAAUUGAAGAGUAAUGUGUUUCGGAAAAUGGGAAAAACAAACUUGUUCCAAAUUGCCUGCGCCGAUGUCCGCGAGCGCUUUCACUACACGAUCUGGUUGUUCAUAGUUGUCUGUCGCAACAUGACCGAUACCGGCUGGAAUUUUGACGAUCUGUGGGAAAUGCUAUUCGACGUCUGUUGCAUUCUGCUGGCCGAAGUUGCCGUGGACUGGGUGAAACAUUCGUUUAUCACCAAGUUCAAUGUGAUUCCCUCGAAUGUUUAUAAAGAGUACACAGUGAGCAUCGCCUAUGAUCUGCUUCUUUGUCGGCAAGGCAGAAACAAGGCAGACUACUUUGAUCUAUUGUCCCGUCGAAUGGGUCUCACUCCGAUUCCCCUGAGCUGUCUAAUCAACGUCAUGCUACUUCAGACGGUUCGCAAUCCGAGUUACCUUCUCUUUACGCUUCCGUUCGCCUUGCUUAUACUGUUCCCGAUUAAAAUCCUGGCCAACAUGACUUUAUUAUCGUUAGCUUAUUCCCGAGUCAAAGCCUACAUCAAAGCAGAGAGUGCAGCCCAAGUGAACGAAUUAAUUAGUAAAUCGGAAGAGCCCAAAGAACCUACUGGAGCCAUGCCGGAUACUGAAGUUGGCAGAACAAAACAAGAUGUGGCCACAGAGGAGAUCUAUUCGGACCAGCCAAUACAAUCCAAACCGGCAAUGGAAUCGGUGAUACACUCGACACCGAUGCGUAUGCUCGGUUUCGAUCAACCUACUCGUGAUGACGAACAAUUCGUACCAAUGGUUCUUAGACAUCGUCGUGUUCGUAGCGAUUCCGAGUUCGUGAGCUCUCCGACUCCUGUACCGCCCGUGGACGACACAUCUGGCACUGUCCAAAGCAGUGCGAAGCAGCCUGCUGAACGUCCAACUUCACCGAUUCCCCUUUCUGUCUUCGAGUUUUCUUCAUUGAAAUCUUCCGGUGAUUUUCAGAGCCCUCCAUCUACGUUAGAUCCCCGGGAUGAAGUAAAUCAAAAUACCGUGGAACACGCCCAGUUGGAUGACGUAGGCACAAGUUCAAUACACUCGGGCUUAAACGAAUCGGAAGUCUCAUUGUCCGAAUUCCUUCAGUUGUCUGACCUGAGCAAGGGUAAUUCAACAAUAGAAGACUGGCCAAAUGAAAGUCCCGCAUCGGACCGGAUGCGUCUGGUCAGCCUGAGCACGGACAGCAAACUCGGUUCGGACAAUGAGGAAACCCAUCUGCCCAGUGCGCCAAGUUCCAUAGCAUUCCGCUCCUCACAACCUAUAGCGCUUUCUUCUCCCGGACCCAAGGGACCUGCGAAACAUGUCUCACGCGAAGGUUUCCCUGUCGUAAAUACCGAAACGACUGUGGAAAAUCGAACAAAGAUAAUCGCUGCAAGUCAGACACAACUACUGACUCGAUGCUAUAGUAUUGACUUGGGUGUACUCAGUGGAUUCAGUCGAAGAUUCUCACCAUCUGAACACGAUCUCUGUUUACCAAAGAGUCGAGCCCUCGAUGCACCCUCGGACACAACACCUGCCGUCAAUGUCAACGAAAGUUCACAAACAGAGUCGUUCGUGCGUCGACGUCGAUAUCGCACACGGACAGAGAGUUCUGACCAGCAACACCCGCCACGAGCAUCUCAGAUGGACNCGAUUUGCCAGCUUUGUGGGAACGAAGUAGUCGAAACAGUGUGGCUCAGCCGUUUAAUAUGGGUCGGUUGA